AUGAUGAUCUCUUGGUUGCGCAGCAACCCUUGCGACAGCGAUGUGAUUUCGACGAUUAAUAGGUUAAUCGGUCACUGUCAUUCAGCAUGCCACUGCUGCACAAUUUAUGGCUUGAAUUGGUGUUUUUGUAAUUUUAUGUGCAAUUGUUUAAUCCUAGCAUGGAGCAUGGGAUGGAAGUUGGCGCAUCUAUUAGUGUGGUUCCGCGUGAUUGUGUUUCGGUACCAAGCCGUUUGGCUAAUUGCAGAAGGCAGUUGUAUCCUAAGCGGUAUCGCGCAUAAUCUCGAUCCUAAAACCGGCGAACAGCUGUGGGACGGUGUUCGAAACAUCAGACUCACGAAAUUCGAAUUUUGCGCCUCAUUUCAGUCAAUGAUAGAGAGUUUCAACUACAACACAAAUCAGUGGGCAGCAAAGUAUGUCUUCAAAAAGCUGAAGUUCCUUGGAAACAAAUCUCUGAGCCAUAUCAUCACGUUGUUGUUUCUCAGUUUAUGGCAUGGCACUUACUCGGGCUACUUUGUAUGUUUCGGACUGGAGUAUGUUUGCGUGAUUGCCGAGCGGAAGGUGAGUUUUUUUGUGUAUAUAUGUGUAUAUAUAUUUAUGAUUAAGGCUGCAUAUUUCAGAGUAUUAUUGCUUCUAAAAGUAUACUAG
Messenger RNA from Soboliphyme baturini, 645 nucleotides. The record is from the annotation of a GenBank genome assembly. Lineage: Eukaryota; Metazoa; Nematoda; Enoplea; Dioctophymatida; Soboliphymatidae.